GGAAGACAAAAUAAAGACGUAGAACCUUCAUCACCUUCAUAAACCCCGUGCGCCCGCGACCGCGCCUUCCCCUGGAAAUCCGGACGGCAAGAUGCCGGCGUCUUCUGGCUCUCGACCGCAGAGCUCCACCGCCGCCAGGAUCUCCGCUACCGCAGCCACCCUCUCAUCCGACAAUCAACACGUCAUUGCUGAGAUCCGCAAAGCCCUAUCCAUGAUGAGGAGCAUCGCGGUGGACCUCGAGAAGCAGGAGCAGUCCGACAAGGUUAAGGAAUUGGAAGCUGCCGUCUUGGAGCUUUUGGAUACGUACGAUGACUGUACCCAUUUCUCAGAGGCGAUCCAAACCAUUGGUAGCAACUACCAGCCAUCUGAGCAGCUGACUGAUUUCAACAAGUUAUUAGAGGAUGAGAUUGCUAAAAGCAAAGCAGUGUCUCCUUCUGUCCCACAAAACAAUCCAUUUUAUCGGCAAUUCAAGGAAGCCAUCUGGAAUGUUCAUCAUGCAGGUCAACCAAUGCCUGGUGAGGAGCAGGAAGACAUUAUUAUGACCAGUACCCAGAACAACCUACUAAAUAUCACAUGCCCAUUAACAGGAAAGCCUCUUACAGAAUUGCAAGAUCCAGUUCGCUGUAUGGACUGUAAACACAUUUAUGAGAAGGACCCCAUAAUGCACUACAUGAGAACAAAGAAGCCGCAUCCUCAAUGCCCAGUUGCAGGCUGCCCCAGAAUUCUCCAGUUAGGACGGGUUGUAUGUGACGCGUUGCUUCCUAUCGAAAUCGAUGAAAUGCGCUCAGUUAAAGGUGUAGCUGAUGCUACCGCUGUAGAGGAUUUCACUGAAGUCGAUGACGACUGAAGAAGCCACUGAAAGCGCAUGGCUAUGAAAUAGUGCAACAUGGUUUCAUGCAGCUCCAAGCUCUACACACUGUACGUUCUCUCUGUCUCUCUAUGUAGAAGACCUGUUUGCGAGAACUUGUGCAUGACUAACACCAAAACAACAAGAAGUCGUGUGCAGGACUGAGCUGCUUAUCGACCCAUCUGAUCUUUCUCAGUUCUGGUGGGCCAAUCAAUGGAACUUCCUGGCCAUACAAGAAGGCACCUUCUUGUAUGGUAAAGAUGGCAACUGAACAAGAGCCAGAUCGAUCUUCAAAUCGCUCAACUACAAACAGUAUGUUAAUUGGUGGUCUUUUAACUGCAGAAAACUUGAUUUAAAAUUGAUGUCAAAUUGGUUGGAUUCAAUGAAGCUCGGCUUCAGCAAACUCUAUAUUUUGAUUAAGUUG
Messenger RNA from Musa acuminata subsp. malaccensis (wild Malaysian banana), 1271 nucleotides. Its product is annotated as E3 SUMO-protein ligase MMS21. Gene Ontology annotation, molecular function: zinc ion binding; SUMO ligase activity. Gene Ontology annotation, cellular component: Smc5-Smc6 complex; nucleus. The record is from RefSeq and is a predicted model, not a curated record. Lineage: Eukaryota; Viridiplantae; Streptophyta; Magnoliopsida; Zingiberales; Musaceae. Gene Ontology annotation, biological process: double-strand break repair via homologous recombination; protein sumoylation.